CUCAAAUUGAUUUGCAUAAACUUUCACUUUCGCUUUCUAUGGUUUAUAGAUUUGGGACUGCAGGUUGUGUUGUGAAAAGUUUCACUAGUGUGGUUUUCACGACCUUGUGAAAUACAAYUGUGCCACACUUUGAAACUAGUAAAAAUUGCUCUUUAUUGUGCAUGCCAAUGUGACUUUUUUUUGGUGUAUGUUYUGCUCUUUGGUUAUAGAUACAGGUAAUAUAUUCAUAUCACCAUGGAGAUGUCAUUGGACCCAAUGGUAGACGAAGAUUGUAUUGAUAUCAAUGGUACCCUAAUAGACCAAGUAAUGGACAUACUACGCACUGGUGGAACAUUCACAGUAGGUGGUGUUCUUCACAAUGUACUAAUGGCUACCAACGAUGGAGAUGUCUAUAACUGUUUGAAAGACUUACAAGCCCAAGGUCUUAUUAAGCUUGUUGGAGAAUAUCCUUUAAGAUGGCAGUUGUUUGGUAGCUCUGCAAGCAGUCUUGAGGAAAGAUCAGGGAAUUAUGGUCCAUUUAAUSAACCGAUGGACUGGGAUAAUCCUAARGGAGAACAGGGCACUGGUUACAAUGAUGAUAUAGGAGCUCGCCCAAGAUGGGAUGGAAGUUCCAAUGCUUCAAAGCCCCAAGACCACCAGUUUAAGGAGCCUGAAUAUCCUCAUCAAAAGAGAACUCAUCAUACUCAUGCGAAUGUUACCAGUCAUGGCAAAGGGUGUCCACCCCCUCCCUCUGCGGCACUGUUUGAAUCGCUCAAGUCUCAGUCCAACUAUCCUUCAAAACCUGUACCUGUUUUAGGAKGCAACACAGGGCAUAGAAGCAGACUCUCAAUCCCAAUUACGAGGAAUAUGGAUGGGCCUUCACCUUCUGCUCCCUAUUCGCCUGAUGGGAGCACAAAUGGUUGUCCACCAUUCAUACAUCAAGGUAACAGCAUGGGAAACAUUUCACAGCACAGUUCAAAUAAUGGCAAUAAUUCUGGUAACGCUCCUCAGGAGAUAAAAAGGGGCGGAUUGUCAACAUAUACACAAAGUCAUAGCUCAAGUCAUCACACACGCUCAACACAAGAAAAGCCUCCAUUAAAUCAAGGUGGAUUUCCCAGACAAAUGAAUCGAAGUGCUAACCAAUCAUCCGACAAUUUCUCAAGAAAUAUGUUAAGCUCUAACCCAAGAUUUGAACCAAGAUUUCCACACCAAACACUUUCCGAGUCUGGUAAAACUGGCAAUAUCCCUUCAAGACAAACCAGUCUUCCACCUAGUCAAMCCAGUUUUCAAUCUCAUCAAACUGGUUUUCAAUCUGGUGGAACUAGUUCUAGUUCAAGCCAGUUUCCYCAGCCCCCUWCUKCAGAGAUGUUUCAAAGCUUAUCCAGUAAAGGUCCCCAGAAAACACCAUUGAAUAGCCGAGGGAGUAAUCCAGGUGCCAGUGCAAGAAGACCAAACCUCACAGCMAAUCAAAACAAAGUGUUAGAAUUCAUGAAAAAGAAUGGAAAGCCUUGUAAUACAUUACAGUUAGCGCAUGCGUGUGACCUGCGAACGAAGAAAGAUAUUAACCCCUCACUCUACCAAAUGCAGACUUUUGGACUYAUUAUAAAGACGCAAGAUCAUCCUCCAUUGUGGAAGUUGAGGUCAGACAACCGUGAUCUUAUAAACUCCAUUACUACCAAUACGRCCAGUUCUUCAAUGAAAUUUCCAUCAAAACCUCAUGAGAAUUUCCCGCCACAAUUGCCUGGAUCUGCUUUCAGUUGUCCAGAUAAUAAUUCUGGUAUUGGUAACAGACCAUUAAAUCCAUUUGGAAAAAGGAACUUAUCAGUGGAAGAAAACCCAGUACAAAAAGUACCGCACUUCACAAGCCAAUCACAAUUUGAUAAGGGUUUUCCUCAGAGCAAUGCUGCGGGGUUUUCCCAGUACAAURGUGGAUCAAAAUCGGCCAACCAGGAUAAUCAAACCCAGGCGUUAUCGAAGAUUGUAGAUUCGUCUAUUAAUCAAAAUCCUGUCAGCGCUUUGAAUGAGUAUGCCCAGAAGAGCCGAUUGGAACUAACGUAUGUGACACUCAACGAAAAAAAAGGCUUUGCUGUCUCGGUUAUUCUUGGUGGUAAAACAUUUCCUCCUGGGCGAGCAUCAAAUUCGAAAGACGCCCGCCGUGAAGCCUGUGACAUUGCCUUAAGAUCUCUCCUCGGUCAAAACCAGGGACAAAAUAGAGAAUUGAACAUUCGCCAACCAUCAGCCGAGUCUCUUCGUGGCGCCCGCACUCAUUUYGAUCUUAUAGCUGCUCUUUCCCAACACGCCUUUGUGCAGAUCGCGGCCUCGAUCGAAGAGAACAUUGCCGGACGCAAAGUGGUUGCAUGUUUUGUAAUGAAAAGGGGGMMUGGYGACACGGGUCAAGUAGUCAGCUUGGGGUCUGGAAAUCGUUGUGUUACUGGCGAGCGGUUGAGUAUGGAAGGAAAAGUUGUGAACGACUCUCAYGCYGARAUUGUYGCCAGAAGAUCGUUGCAUCGUUUUUUGUACGCACAAGUGCAGAGUUUYUAUGACGGUCAGGACUCCAUAUUUGAACAAGGAAGUAAWUCGUCAUAUUUGACGCUGAAGAGAGGUAUAUCUUUUCAUUUAUAUAUUAGUACUGCUCCGUGUGGUGACGGUGCUCUAUUCACACUGAGGGUAGACAACGAAUUAACACAGCCCCAGUCCGAAGAUGGCGAACACGUCCCGGAGUUUACMUCCAAAGUGCAAGGAAUUCUGAGGACYAAAAUUGAAGACGGAGAGGGGACUAUUCCCAUUGACCCAAGUGACGGCYCACAAACAUGGGACGGGCUCUUACGAGGUCARCGAUUACGUACCAUGUCAUGCAGCGAUAAGAUCUGYCGAUGGAACGUUGUUGGUCUCCAAGGAGCUCUUUUGACACACUUCAUUGAGCCCAUCUACUUAGGGUCCCUCACUCUUGGAUACCUGUAUGAUCAUGGCCAUCUUUCAAGAGCRGUGUGCUGYAGGYUACAGCAUAARCAUGACUUAGGGGCUGAACUAAGUAGUCCUUUUAAGCUCCACCAUCCUUUAUUAGGCCGUGUCACUGCUUACGAAUCAAGCAGACAUACAGAGAAGACUAAUAAUUUGAGCCUUAACUGGGCUCAUGGGGACACCCACGCGGAAGUCAUAGAUGGGCGCACMGGGGCUUGUUUAUCCCGCACGAAAAACAUACCCACCCCAGCACGCAUAUGUAAAGCGUCCCUGUAUGGCCUUUUUAGGGACCUAUGCGUGAAGGCGAAGAGAAAUGAGCUCUUGAAUGCCGARACAUACCGCGAUGCAAAGAACUCUGCCAAACAGUUUCAAGAAGCCAAGAGACUAAUGUUUGAAUGYUUCAGGAAGUCCAAGUAUGGCUCAUGGGUUAGUAAACCAGGCGAGCAAGAAAUGUUUUGAGCGCAAAUGGAUUGUAAUAGUGAAAACAGAAAGAAUUUUAAUAGAAAAGUUAAACAGUUGUAUAGUGGAAAUAGCCAGAAAAGAUAACUUUGAAAUUAACUAUGCUGCCUUCAAAGGCUCAACUCAACUCGAAUAACAAGUUAUUUGACAAGCAGCGGAUAUAGAAUUUGUAAAGGAGACUAGUCCCUAUUGCGUAGCGAUAUAAUGAUAUCGUACUCUUUGAACAGAUCCAUUUUCUUCUAUCGCCUUAGGKAAGUGUCAAUCAGUCCCAGACCUAAAGAAGGCUUGUACCCAGUCACUUCUCUCGCUUUUUGGGCGGCGCGCGUAGCCAAAAAAAGAGAGUAACAGCUGGGUACGAGUCUGGGCAUUAAAGCCGAUUUUGUUAAAAGGUGAUGCGGGGAUUGAUGUUGAGGUCGCACUUAAGAUUUGUUGUUAUAGGGURUUUGAAAAUUUUAAAUUAUCGCGUUAGGCAUUAGUGAAACAAAUAAAUGGCAAGUUCGUAUAA
Molecule: messenger RNA, 3904 nt
Organism: Exaiptasia diaphana
Lineage: Eukaryota; Metazoa; Cnidaria; Anthozoa; Actiniaria; Aiptasiidae
Exons: 2
Coding region: 235-3399 (1054 amino acids)
Biological process (GO): RNA processing; adenosine to inosine editing
Cellular component (GO): nucleolus; cytoplasm
Molecular function (GO): tRNA-specific adenosine deaminase activity; double-stranded RNA adenosine deaminase activity; double-stranded RNA binding
Source: RefSeq, a predicted model, not a curated record